AACCAGUCGUCGACGCUCUGCUCCUCUUUCCUCUGUCUUCUUUUGCAUUGCUUCCUCAGCUCCUGCCUCCACGCCCCAGCCAGCAGCUCCAUCAGUCCAUCAGAAAUCUUCAUCGAAGAUUUGCAGAUCCGCGGCCCAUUACUCCACGCCUCCACCGACCACUGUCGUCCGGCUAUUCUCCUCCGUGGCUCCGUCCGUUCACCGUUAUAUAUUUAUAGCCUCAGCUUCUUCACCCCACUCAAAGGAAAUUCUGGCUCCGUCCCUGGACCCAAGUAGCCAAACCGGGGUAAAAUUGGUUGAAAAACGAUGGCAAAGAGAGAACUCCAGGAGCAGUGGUUCCCCAGCAGUCUUCUAAAUUCUUCCGAUCCUUUGCCAUCUAAUUUAUUUAUGUGAAUUUUCCAUGCAAUUAAUCAUUGAAUUUUCUGUAUGAUAAUUACUUGUUUUCAUUGAGGUGAGUAAAAGUGUUCAAUCAUUCAUCUGGAAGUUUCAAAGCUAUGGAAACCUCAAUAGUUGCAGCAACCGAAAGCAAUCAACCCUCAGGUUCGGAUUCGGAUAGUGAAGUGAAAAAGAGGAGUUGGGAGCAGAGGGAAGCUCUACCUGAUGAACCUAAAUGUGUUAUAUGUGGUCGUUAUGGUGAAUAUAUAUGUGAUGAAACCGAUGAUGAUAUCUGUAGUCUUGAAUGUAAAACGAUUCUUUUAUCCCGGAUUGAAAAAUCUCGAAAGCCAACACCCUGCCCGCCUCCAGUAAGAUUUCCAGCUACUGAUGAUUGUUAUUAUGUUCGGGAUGAUGAUAAAAAAUCUGAAUCUAAAUGUCUGGCUAGUGAUCAAGCUGAGUUGUUGCGGAGAAAACUCAAUAUUGUAGUGAAGGGUGACCUUGUUUCACCUCCCAUUAUGUCGUUUGGUUCGUGUGAUGUUCCUCGAAAGCUUCUUGAUAACUUGGAAGCUGCUGGAUAUGAAAUGCCAACUCCUGUGCAAAUGCAAGCCAUCCCGGCUGCUUUAAUGGGCCGGAGCUUGCUUGUUUCAGCAGAGACUGGUUCUGGGAAAACAGGGUCAUUUUUAAUUCCUAUUGUUGCGAAUACUGUGAAAUUGAAUCUAGCUUGUUCUGAGAGGAAGCAGAAACCAUUAGCAAUGAUUCUUGCACCCACUAGGGAGCUCUGCAUACAGAUAGAGGAACAGGCUAAGGUGCUAGGGAAAGGUAUGCCUUUCAAAACUGCAUUGGUUGUGGGUGGUGAUGCAAUGGCCCGACAACUUUAUCGUGUUGAACAUGGGGUUUCAUUGAUUGUUGGUACUCCUGGAAGGCUUAUUGAUCUUCUGACGAAACGUGAGAUUGAAUUAGAUAGUGUUUCAAUGUUUGUUAUUGAUGAAGUAGAUUGUAUGCUGCAAAGGGGCUUCCAUGAGCAAGUAAUGCAGAUUUUUAGGGCACUUUCUCAACCUCAGAUAUUGAUGUAUUCUGCUACGAUUUCAAGAGAGGUGGAGAAAAUGGCUAGCUCAAUGGCAAAACAUUUAACUGUUAUAUCGGUUGGGCAGCUGAACAAGCCUAAUGGAGCUGUGAAGCAGCUUGCUAUCUGGGUGGAGUCCAAACAAAAGAAGCAAAAACUUUUUGAUAUUUUGACAAGCAAGCAGCACUAUAAGCCACCAGUUAUAGUAUUUGUGGGUUCUAGACUUGGGGCAGAUCUCCUUUCUGGGGCAAUAACAAUUAGUACUGGACUGAAAGCUGUUUCAAUUCAUGGUGAGAAAUCCAUGAAGGACAGGAGAGAAAUUCUAAGGUCAUUUUUGGUUGGAGAUGUGCCUGUGAUCGUUGCCACUGGAGUGUUGGGUCGAGGAGUUGAUCUCUUGAGUGUAAAACAAGUAAUAGUGUUUGACAUGCCAAAUUCCAUUAAAGAAUAUGUCCAUCAGAUUGGAAGAGCAUCUAGAAUGGGAGAGGAAGGUACAUCAAUUGUAUUCAUAAACGAGGAAAAUAAGAAACUGUUCCCGGAGUUGGUUGAAAUCCUAAAAUCUUCUGGGGCUGCCAUUCCAUCUGAGCUUGCUAAUUCAAAGUAUAGUGUUGGCUCUUUCUCUGUUGGCAGGCAUCAGAAGAGAAGGAAGUAUGGAACUUGAAGUAGAUUUAUUUGCUUUAUAUCUUGUACCCCGAUCCUUAUACUUGUUCAAUUUUCAAAGAUUACAGUUCACGUUAAGGAUACCUGAAGUGACUUGCUUGUGAUCCUCAGAAUUCUAUUGUACUGAGUUAUCGCUAAUGGAGGCCCUGUGUUAUUUGAUAUUGGGGCUGCCAAAUGCCAGGAUAUGUGAAGCAGCCACUGGUACAAACUACAAAGAGAGGCAGCAUACACCGUCAAUCAUAAAUUCAAGAACAAGCUUGAGAGGGGGUAACCCCUGCCAAGUUGGCUAAGGAUACAAACUUGUAACCACAAGGUCACGAGCUUGAAUCCCAGCCUUCUUGGUAUGAGCCGGUCAGCUAUGGGUAACCUAGACUGGUUUACGUCUUUGUAAUCCUUUGCCGGCUAGGGUCACAACUCACAAGGCAGGGUUCACCCAGUGCACAUCUUCGGGUAGUGGCUGCAGGUUUUCCUCGGGCACCCCAAAAAUGAAAAAGCUUGAGAUAAUCAAUGGUUAGUAACAUUACAAUUGUAUACAUUUCUUGAUCUUGUGUUAGUGUUGUGAACAUAGCCUUAAAUCAUUAGUGAACCAGAGGAUAUUGCCUUGUCUUCAACUUCUGUUUAUUAAACAUGCCCAAUAGAUACACUGCAGGCUAGGUGGCUAGCCCAUCAGUUUGUGUACUUCUUUUUCAA
Molecule: messenger RNA, 2785 nt
Organism: Ipomoea nil (Japanese morning glory)
Lineage: Eukaryota; Viridiplantae; Streptophyta; Magnoliopsida; Solanales; Convolvulaceae
Product: DEAD-box ATP-dependent RNA helicase 41
Exons: 3
Coding region: 495-2096 (533 amino acids)
Molecular function (GO): RNA binding; ATP binding; RNA helicase activity
Source: RefSeq, a predicted model, not a curated record